AUGCCCGUUACCGAACUCGCCCUCCUCCGUCUGAAGACCGAGACCCCAUGCCAAGAUGUAAAGACGAGUUUCCAACAGGCCGGACAAGCACAAAGCGACUAUUCAAAGUAUCCGGCUAGAUUCUUUCGCCAAACAGAAGAUUCAUCAUUCAUCUAUGUUCUUGGAGGAUGGGAAUCCAUCGUCACCCAUACAGGCGAAUGGAUUACAUCGGAGACGAACCAGAAGUAUCUGGGCCAACUGAAAGACGAGGUUGAUAUUGAGUGGAUGUUUCAUUUGGAUAUUGAUCCAAGUACCCCUACCAUGCCACUAGAUGCACCUGUCAUCGCAGUAAGUAGGUAUUUUGUAGAGUCUUCGAAGAAGGCCGACUUCGAUGCUGCGUUUAAGAAUGGAGCACCUUAUUUAGGUGCUCAGACGGCCCCUUUCUCGUAUGCUGGUGGGUGGAGAAUCGACAAGGAAGACGACGAUGAGGAGUUUGUAUUAUUUAGUGGAUGGAAUAAGCCCGAAGAUCAUUAUGCGUUUGCAGAGACGGAGGGAUUUAAACAGUUUGGUAAAAUCAAGGAUUCGUUGAAGGGGGCUGAGAUUAAGCAUGUGCGUAUAGAGAAGUGGGAGUGA
Penicillium angulare is the source of this 612-nucleotide messenger RNA. RefSeq lists its product as uncharacterized. NCBI's taxonomy places the organism in Eukaryota, Fungi, Ascomycota, Eurotiomycetes, Eurotiales, Aspergillaceae. The transcript has 2 exons. The coding region runs from base 1 to 612 and encodes 203 amino acids. The record is from RefSeq and is a predicted model, not a curated record.